Molecule: messenger RNA, 1843 nt
Organism: Phaeodactylum tricornutum CCAP 1055/1
Lineage: Eukaryota; Bacillariophyta; Bacillariophyceae; Surirellales; Neidiaceae
Exons: 2
Coding region: 1-1806 (601 amino acids)
Source: RefSeq, a predicted model, not a curated record
AUGAGAUUAUUCCGUAGCGCACCCACGAGGCAGGUUGGCGUCGCCGGGACACUGCUGCUAUUGCUGACAUCCGUCUGUACCGUGGUAGUGUCCCUUCGAACCGACCAAGAUGCCACCGUUCGGCCUUUGGCGGGAGCUGCUCCUCUCACGGUCUUACCCGUCGCGUCGCCCAACAAUCGCAAACUCAAGGAAAGCGGUAAUUUAUUAAAUUUGAUGGAUCGAGUAUGGUUUGAAACCGGAACAAAGGCUCUUCAUUCGUCUGUCUCUGCCGCCAAAUGUAAAAAGCCCAAGAGUAGCAAGGGUAGCGACAAGGGCAGCAGUUCGACGCCGACUACUGCUUCUCCAUCCGUUUCCAAAACGGCGGCACCGGCUCCGAUCGCUACCAUCUCUAAGUCUUCCAAGUCGGGAAACGAUUCCAUCGAUUUGCCCCUGUGUGCGGAUGCCGAGACCUACGAGCCAUCCGCAAGUCCGGUGGGAACCGGAGUAGAUGCCACCACCAAUCCGACUCAAAAUGGCGGAGGCACCAAUUCCACUGAGAAUCCCGAACAACCCAGCGUGAGUCCGAGUACUGUGCAACCUGGAGGGGAGUCUGGUCUCGAACAACCCAGCGCGAGUCCCAGUGUUGCUCAAUCCGGAGGUGAAUCUGGUCUCGGACAACCCAGCGUGAGUCCCAGUAUUGCUCAAUCUGAAGGUGAUUCCGGUCUCGGACAACCCAGCGCGAGUCCCAGCGAACAAGGCAGCGCGCUUCCGAGUGAGCAACCCAGUGCAAAUGAAAGCGCGGAACCCUCGGUGGGGGGUUCCACCGAAGAUAACACUCCCGAGGAUGGCCUUGUCGAGGGAGAAUUUGAUUGUGCGGCGGUAGCCGACGGAACCGCCAGUACCGACGGCAACACUCAAAGCUACACUGUAAACUUUAUCUUGGUGGUGGAUGGGUCGGUUCCUUCCCAGGAUGUUGUGACUGCCGUGGCAGAGAAACUUCAACAAGUAGUUGCACCAGCUCUACUAGGUUGCACACGCAGACGACGCUUCUUACAGACUAGUUCGCUCACUAACUUUGUUUUUGGCAAGCCCGAGACGCAAGCGCAAGAACCUGUCCGAUUCGAGCCUCGGUUGGAAAGCGCUAUUGAAGCAGCGUUUGAUAAUGGGGCGUUCGACGAUAUCGCUGGUCUGACUGGUUCACAAUUUACCGUGCCAUCACCAGAGGGUGAAUUAGGAACCGCAAUCGAUCCACCCACGUCAGCACCAUUCGCCGACGAAGUGCCGACAAUUUUCAUCGGCACGCAACCGGAACUCAAAAGUGCCAAUGACGGACUAAGAGCUCCCGCUGUUGUUGGAGCUUCCGUGGCCGGCCUGCUACUCCUCCUGGGAGCAAUCUUUUAUGAAAGUCGCCGUCGCGGCAAAGCGAAGGACGACAGGUAUCACCACAAACCUGUACCAGCGGUCGUCUCAGUCCAUCAUCGCCAAUACAAUGACGACGACGAUGACAUGGAACAAAGCUCCUGUCCACAGAAUGAGAAAAGGAAGUCGAGACAAGUACGCGCUGUCGGACAAGGCAAUUCAGUAGUGACAUCCCGGACCGGUGAUACAAUUCUGGAAGAACAGGAGAUUUUCCUUUGUCCAAAUGGAGAGGACACCGACUUUCUGUUUGAAGAGACUAACCAUUCAUGCAGUUCACCUCACUGUUUGACGUGCGAGCUCAAACGUCGUCAAGGUAUCAUGUUUGUCAAGGCGACCCUACCCGAAGGUGGCAGCCUUCCCCCCAGAAGUGCCCGAGGAUAUGCGGAAGACGACACUGUUGACUUGUAAUGUUAUAAAUCAUAUCUAGAUUUUUCAUACUUUGUGU